Molecule: messenger RNA, 6506 nt
Organism: Mus caroli (Ryukyu mouse)
Lineage: Eukaryota; Metazoa; Chordata; Mammalia; Rodentia; Muridae
Gene: Fosl2
Product: FOS like 2, AP-1 transcription factor subunit
Biological process (GO): regulation of transcription by RNA polymerase II
Cellular component (GO): nucleus
Molecular function (GO): DNA-binding transcription factor activity, RNA polymerase II-specific; RNA polymerase II cis-regulatory region sequence-specific DNA binding
Source: RefSeq, a predicted model, not a curated record
GUAGUGACUCAUCUCGGGCAGAGCGCAGGGGCUCGGAGCGAGACAGUGAGCGGCGCUCGGCAGGGACAGAGAGAGAGAAAGAGAGCGAGCGCAAGAAAGAGGGGGAGAGAGGGGAGGGCGAAGCGAGGCGAGAAGCGCGAGGCUUGGCAGGUCCUGGAGCCGGCACGGGGUGCAGGUCACUGCGACGCGGAGCCACGUCCCUCUCAGCACCGCUCAGCCUAGAAUCCCACGGGCGCUGUCCCACCGGCGCGAUCGGGGCCGCUGGACCGGCGCUCACCGCCUUGUCCUAAGUCAAGUGUCCGAGUCGCCGGGAAACUCAGGCGGCGAGUUGGCCACAGGAAGUUUAUUCUCGGGCUCCUUUUCUAAAAGGAGGAAACAGAAGUUUCUCCCAACCGGCAGCUUUUCUUUUUCGCCUUUUUGGCGCCCUGAGAGAUCGGGGAGGGAGUCCCCCAGAGCUGCCAAGCGACACCCGCGGGGCUCCUAGUCUUUUCGCGUUGCCCAUUUUUCUCCAGCCCGUGGGUCCCGGCAGAGCUCCGGCUGCGCGCGGGGGCGGAAGGGCGCGCGCAGGGGAGGGACCGAGGGACGCGCCGACUUUUUAGAGGGAGGGACUCGGUGGACAACCGGUUCCGCGGAGCUUGCAGAGCAGAAACGAAGUGCGGUGCGCGGCGAUCGGGGGGGUCACUUCCCGAGUGUCGCUGCCUCCUGUCUGCUUUGGUUAGGGGACAUCCCGGGAGCGAAAAGCCCAGCCCGUGGCCGGGCCGGUGGACCAGCGAGCGCGCAGCAGACUGUGCGCGGCCGCGGCGAGGGCGGGGAAAAAAACCACCCUGUUUCCUCUCCGGCCCCCACCGCGGAUCAUGUACCAGGAUUAUCCCGGGAACUUUGACACCUCGUCCCGGGGCAGCAGCGGCUCUCCUGCGCACGCCGAGUCCUACUCCAGCGGUGGCGGCGGCCAGCAGAAGUUCCGGGUAGAUAUGCCUGGCUCGGGCAGUGCCUUCAUCCCCACAAUCAACGCCAUCACCACCAGCCAGGACCUGCAGUGGAUGGUACAGCCCACAGUGAUCACCUCCAUGUCCAAUCCCUAUCCACGCUCACAUCCCUACAGUCCCCUGCCAGGCCUGGCUUCAGUCCCUGGGCACAUGGCUCUCCCCAGACCGGGAGUGAUCAAGACCAUCGGUACCACCGUGGGCCGCAGAAGGAGAGAUGAGCAGCUGUCUCCUGAGGAGGAGGAGAAGCGUCGAAUCCGGAGGGAGAGAAACAAGCUAGCUGCAGCCAAGUGUCGGAACCGUCGCCGGGAGCUGACAGAGAAGCUGCAGGCGGAGACCGAGGAGCUGGAAGAGGAGAAGUCUGGGCUGCAGAAAGAGAUUGCUGAGCUGCAGAAGGAGAAGGAGAAGCUAGAGUUCAUGCUGGUGGCUCACGGCCCGGUGUGCAAAAUCAGCCCCGAGGAACGCCGAUCGCCCCCCACCUCCGGGCUGCAGUCCUUGCGUGGUACGGGCAGUGCUGUUGGCCCCGUGGUGGUGAAGCAGGAGCCUCCCGAAGAGGACAGCCCCUCUUCUUCAGCAGGGAUGGACAAGACCCAGCGCUCUGUCAUCAAGCCCAUUAGCAUCGCCGGGGGUGGUUUCUACGGGGAAGAGCCUCUGCACACCCCCAUCGUGGUGACCUCCACGCCUGCCAUCACUCCAGGCACUUCAAACCUUGUCUUCACCUACCCCAAUGUCCUGGAGCAGGAGUCGCCUGCGUCGCCCUCAGAGUCCUGCUCCAAGGCUCACCGCAGAAGCAGUAGCAGUGGGGACCAGUCAUCAGACUCCUUGAACUCCCCCACACUUCUAGCCCUGUAACCCUGUGCUCCUCUGGCCAGCUCUGGAGGAAUCCCCGUCCAUCCUUACCACACCCUUCCCAGGGACCAGCACCUUUAAGCACUCCAGGGCCUUGAGGGAAAAAGGGGCCCCUGGCUCUGGGGACCCACCCGGUGGGACUUAGUGGUGAGACACUGGUUGAUCUCUUAGAAGCCCUGGGACACGCCCUCCCUCAUUCAUCUUGCAAGCAAAGCGAAUCCUCUUUCUUGAGAAGCCUCAGAGAACUUGGUUUGUGGACUCAGACGCGCCUGUGGCUACCCCCCUACACCUCACCCCACCCCCACCCCGCUUCUGAAGCCCCGCCCCCUGGAGCUGGCCCGGAUGGUUUCUGUCCCUUUGUUAUCCGUUGUCUCUGAAGUGACAGUGUCCUUUCCUGCCCCACCAAGCAUGCUCAGUGCCUUUUGGUUUCCCCUCCUUCCCCUAGAUUCAGUUUUGCUCCCUCUGGGUUUUUAUAAGAUUUGCCAUGACAUUUCAUCUGGGUGGUCCAGAUAGUAAAGCGCUUUUAUUUCUGGAGCUGGGGAAGCAGAUGACUCUUCCACUGGGGCGGAAGGGGCACCCACUGUGUCCCGAAGGGGCAGUCAAAGUGCAAUAUUAUUGAAACUUCCCUCCCUACACACCCAGUGCGCUGUUGUUACAGACCGUGGGCUCCCUGAGUUCUGCCGGUGAGCUGCCGUCACUGGGAUGCGCCAAGGACCUUUCCUCCCCAGUCUCAGAGAUGCACAUCUCUUUGAGGAUCGGCUUGGCCGGAAGACAGGGUGUGAGUGCGACAACAGGGGCACAGGUUGGGUUUGCCAAAACGUCUAAUUACCAAGCCAGGAUUUGUGCCAACAAAGCCACAUGGCUGUCCUAGUGAGCUUCCUUUCUUACCUGUCUUGAGCUGGGCGUCUCUUUAAUUACUGCCUCUGCCCCAGACCCUUCUCUCUAGACUUGGGAAGCACUCCUUCCUAGAAGCCACACAUCACUCCAAGGCUCAGCUGGGCGCUGCUCAUCCCCAACUCUCAUAGUGACAUCACCUGUGGAUAUUUAAUGAGUAUGGGAUGUGGGGUCUGCGGUAGAGAUGGUUUCUGGCAGCCGCAGCAGCCCCAGGUACCUAGCCUCCCCUGGCUGCUCUCCUAUCAGUGAGGUAUAGGAGCCGCCCUCUGCUCUCAGUGGUCUCUGCUACUGAUGAAUCCAGUGAGUUUCCUUUCAUAUUCUCCUGGCCCACUCCGGAGUGACCCCCUAACCCAGCAGGCCCACCUCUCUGGGAGUCGUUGGUCUCCACCAGUUUUGCUAGGGCUUUGAGUGUCUGUUCGGUUCCUAUCAAAGCUAGUGUGUAUUCCUUUCCACUACAGAAGAACCAUCGCUCUCAUGGGUGUCCCAGCCUCCAGCAAGGGCACAGUCCUGUCCCCUGCCUUUCUCUCCCUUUGUCCCCACUGCAUGUUGACACAAGUAUGGAAGUGGAGCCUGGUUAGAACUGGUUUCUAGUGCUAAUGCUCUGACCUAGUAUUUCUGCUCGAGAUCACUGUCCAGCCAUCUAAAGCCCUGUUAUUCGAGUCAAGCUUAUCCCCAUUUUUAAGAGAGAAGGGGCACCUUCACAGUCCAAUGCCCUUCUUACCCCAAGUUCCCAUAAACACUUACAUGCAUGCAGAAACACACAGGACACAGGGACUGUGUGGGAAGCAUGCUCAGCCUAGCAGAGCUGAAAGGAGCAGGCUUGGCUUGGUAGAGAGGGGGCAGAAAGGAGAUAAUCUCAAUGUGUUCUUUCCUGUAUGCCUUGGCUCUAACUCUGCUGCUCUGGUCUCCCAGAGCCUCUAGGGGCAGGGGAGUGCUCCACAAGGUGGUUUGCUGGCUUCAGAGCCCUAGAAGCAGAAGACAGUGGAUUCAGUGGAGGAGCUGGGACUAGAGGAGUUGGGCAGUCUCAGAUGAGAAGCUUUAUCACCUCAAGCCAAGUGGGAGCUCUCUCCCUCAUGCCUGUGGGUAUUUCUGAAAUGAAGCUCCUCCCUGUUCUGUCCUUUCCCAAAGCCCCUUUCUGCCCAUAGCAUGGAUCCCAACCCAGGUCACAGGCCUGGGACUUGGUACCCUGGUUGGACACUCCUGAGACUCCAAGUCUGGCUUUCAGUUCAGAUUUCAUCUGUGUUGACAUCGGGGCCAGAAAGCACAGCCAGCUAACCGGGCCUCUGAGGUCACCUUCCCUUCCAGCCUGUUUGCUUUGUCCUACAAGACUUCUUGGCUUUUCCAAAGACAGAGAUUUCUUGGGGGAAGCCGAAUAUUUCUACCUAAACUCUGGGUGUGACCUCAGCUCGAUUCUUUCUGACCCACUGUCCAAGUUGGGUCACAAACAUGUCACUCAUGCAUGCCUGCACUCCAGAGUCAGGUGCCCAGAUUGCUUGUCCUUCCCUGCCUCCAGGUUAGGGAGCAGCUGCAGUGAGGGUGGGGAGGUGAGGGCUUUGUACUCAUAGACACACAUGUGUCCUCCGCUGUCAUGAACUUGGGUUGGACUGUGAGCAGCUCUGGGUUAGUACAGGGCAGGCAAUCCUUAAACAGCUAGCAUGAAACAGUUUUGUCGUGGCCACCAGGCUUCUGUGGGAACAGUCCUUCUCUGGCUGGCUAGUUAGGCACAGCUAUGGCACUGGAAAGAGUAGAGCCCAGGUGAAGCUUAGGAAAUUUUGGGAGCUAACACCAAGCAACUGGUUCGUGGGGGAAGUUUUUAGGGAGCUCAGACUGCUGCUUUCAUAGGCAAAGUGUGCCCAUGGGGGCCAGUCACGGGAACAUUCCAAAGCCUACAGUAAGCAGAACCUGUAGCUUUCUCUGGCUUUAGGGAGAGAGAACCCUGCUUGCUUCCACUUAACUCCCAGUGGAAGAGGGGCAGGCACGUUCGAAGCUUCUGGAUUCAUUUUUCCCUCACUUUCCUGAGAGACCAAAAGUGUUCCUUGAGAUGUCACCAUUUGUCUUUCACAGUGACUUCCUUCCCUGAGCAGACAUUCAUGUGGCUUCGCUGGGGAGGAAAAGAAUAAGCACCUACUGUGUGCCAGGCACUAUGAGGCACUUUUAUAUUUAUCCUCUUUUAAGAUAGGACUAAGGGUUCAUCUCCUUCUAGAAGGCCCCCAAGUAAUGGCUAAACAAAAACUCUUGGGGAUGAGAGGGCUUUCUUCAGAGACUCCCAGGUGGGAGUGCCUCUAGUCUAGUGGUCCUCAAAGACUCAUCCACAGCAGCAUCAGCCCAUCCCAGGCUCCUCCCUCCUCAGACUCCUCCUACCUGGCUUGUGCUCCUCAGGUGGCUGAAGGGGCCACCUUAGUUCUCAUAGAAAUUGUGGACCAAUAGGAUAUGUGCUGUGUAUAACUUUCUUUUUAAACUGUAAGUAAAGGGUCUUGCAGCAUUGUGCUUGUGUUAUCUUAGCAUUUAUCUUCAAACCAGCAUCUCACUAUUUAUUGACAGUGGUGUGUGUGUGUGUGUUUCUGCGUGUGCACAUAUGUGUGCACACAUGUGCGUGUGUGUUCAUGUGUGUGCAUGCUUGUGUCUUUCCACAGCUUUUUUUUUUUUUUUUAAGGGUCAUCCUACUGCUAAGUCGGUGUCUCUUCUUGCUUCUAGUGUUUUGGCCACGCCUCACCAAGUGUCUGUAAUGACCCAGUACUCACAACAUGUUCAGGAGGAGCUGGGUCAGAUUUUGACAGAGGGUAUGGGAAGGGGAAGGGGAGAAGAAAUUGACAUUUAUUUUAUUAUUUAUUUUAAAUGUUUACAUUUCUUUGUGUUGUUCCAAGCCUGAAUAGAAACAGAUAGCAUUAAAGUACUCCGUUCCCACUCCUUUCUCUGGCUCUCUCUCCCCCACUUGUUCUGACUUAGGAUAACGAUCUCUAUUUUGUUUGUUUCUCAAGUGACUUGUGGACUUGUGCUGUAUAAACUGUAUUAAAAAGGCUCUGUUUUUAAAGAUCAAUUGUCAUUCCUGUGGGGACAGUGGCUACUGAGAAAUCUACAUUGUAAGAGAAGACAAUGAAAGACCCUGGCCCUGUCUCUCAAAACUUAACUUUCUCUGUAUGAUUUUUUUAAAAAAAUAUUCCAUUUAUUUUACUUUGUGGUUACUUGAUUUUGAGGAAGAAAAUAUUCAACUUUGUAUAAAGACUAGGUAUCAGAUUCCUUUUGCAGUGGGAGGUGUAUAUAUCGUAUUUUGGUAUAGAGUAGGGACUCAAGCUUCAUGCAUCUGUAUUUGGUAUAUGUCAAUGAUGUGGAGUGAAAUUUGCUAUUAGAUCCUGGAGGCAAAUGGAUUGUACAAGGUUUUAUGGCUCCAUGGGGAAUUUAAUUUCCUUUCUGGGCACCUUUUGUCCCCUACUUUUAAAGUAACGGUGAAACGGCCCUAGGAGGGUCGCUCUAGUUGAAUUCUCCAGGCAGGACCUUAUGCUCAAAAAUCUUUGUAUAGUUUUAAAUUUUUGAGGAGUAUCUCUGCUCGGAAGCAUCUAUGGUGGUGUGAUGUGUUGUUCUGUGUACUGUAUGUGACACAAGCCUACAGGAUUUGCACUAAGAAAAGCUUGGUAGGAGCUUGCUGCUAUGGAGGAAAGAACAUAUUAAAACUUAUUUUCCCUCGGGUUUGUUCUCGUUUUAUGUUUUUUGUUGUUGUUGUUUUGUUAGCUUUCCUACUUCCACUGAGUAGCAUUUUGUAGAAUAAAAUUAAUCAAGAACAAA